CCUACAACCUUAUCCUAUCCUCUUUGCAGCCGGCGCCGCUCGGGAUGGGUAUCUCUAGGGACAACUGGCUCAAGCGUCGCAACACUGGGGGCAAAAGGAAGCCCUACCACAAGAAGAGGAAGUAUGAUUUGGGGCGACCACCUGCCAACACCAAGAUUGGCCCACGCCGAAUUCACACAGUAAGGGUUCGUGGUGGUAACAAGAAAUAUCCUGCUCUGUGCUUGGACGUUGGCAACUUCUCUUGGGGCUCUGAAUGCUGCACCCGCAAGACCAGAAUCAUUGAUGUGGUCUACAAUGCUUCCAACAAUUAGCUGGUGUGGACAAAGACCCUGGUGAAGAACUGCAUUGUUCUCAUUGACAGCACCCCAUACCGACAGUGGUAUGAAGCCCACUAUGCCUUGCCCCUUGGACGCAAGAAGGGCGCUAAACUGACUCCUGAAGAGGAGGAAAUCUUAUUGGGGGAGAUGGUUGGGAGAUCAAAGGAAAAAUUGAUCAAGGCCUCAAACCAGCAAAGACUUAACAUGCACUUACAACAUGCAGAGAAACCUUCACUGACGAGUGAAGAACUAGCAGAAGUAGGACAUCACAAAUAUGAAGGAAAUCAGAACAAUUGA
Molecule: messenger RNA, 614 nt
Organism: Dermochelys coriacea (leatherback sea turtle)
Lineage: Eukaryota; Metazoa; Chordata; Testudines; Dermochelyidae
Product: 40S ribosomal protein S8-like
Exons: 3
Biological process (GO): translation; maturation of SSU-rRNA from tricistronic rRNA transcript (SSU-rRNA, 5.8S rRNA, LSU-rRNA)
Cellular component (GO): ribosome; cytosolic small ribosomal subunit
Molecular function (GO): structural constituent of ribosome
Source: RefSeq, a predicted model, not a curated record